GAGCCGUUCACCGUCGAGCUAUAACGAGACCUUGCGCGCAACCGCCGCCGAGGCAAAAAAAAGCUGCUGCCCUAAACAGCUGAGCCAGCCAAACACAGACGCCACGCGCCGCCGACGCGCAGCAGUCACACCAAGACAUGGCCCUGGCCGCCGCCGAAGCGCGCGCCGCCGCCGCCGAGGAAGAACUCGAAGUCUUGCGAGACGCGCUGGCCGCGAGCGCCCCCAGCAACAACACCAAAGAUGACAAUGAACUGAUAAAAGCGCUGGAGCGGGAGCGCGACGCGGCCCUCGACGCCCGCGACGCGGCCGAGGAAGCAAGAGCAAAGGCGGAACGCCAACUAAGUCAAUCGAUCGAUAGUGUGAAGGACGGCGCCAAGGGGGCACUCUCACAAUUACAGAGAGAUGCAAAGACCGAGAAAGACAAUGCGGUCAAAAAAGCGGUAGAAGAUGUUAAAAUAGAAGCAAAAAAGAAGAUCGCCGCCGUCAAAGAGAAACUGAAAGCCGUCCAGGACUUCGCGAAGAAGCGCGACGAGGAGUGCAAGGCCGCGGAAUUGAAAUUGGCUUCUCUCGAAGAGGCCAAGGCGACGGCCCUCGACGAUGUGAAGGCUCAGUUACGCCACGCGCAGACGCAGCGCGACGACGCUUUACGACAGGCGCGUACGCCAGUCGCCGCGGCACCCGUAGUACCACAAAAAGGCGGCGACGACGCGAGAUUACGGGCCGCGCUCGACGCUCUGGACAACGAGCGCGACGCGAACGCGCGGCUGCGGGCGGACUUCGAGAGGUAUAAGCGGCGGUCGAACAAGGUGUUGAGAGGGGCGAAGAAGCCCCAAGGGAAGGACGCCGGCGCGGCCGCGGCGGACCGGGCUGCUUUGGUCGCCGCCGACGCCGCGAUCGCCGCUUCUCGUACAUCGGCGGCGGCUCAAAAAGAAGCGCAGGACGCGAUGACGUCGGCGGUCAAGGUCGCGGCGCGCCUCGCGCACGCCAAGGCCGCCGAGGCGAAGAGAAAGGCGCGCCUCGCGAUCCAGGCCGCGCAGAAAAAGCCGGCCGCGCCGCCGCCGGCGCCCGCGACGCCCGAAGCGCCGCCGCCGCCGUCAGAAGAGCCCGAACCAGCUGCGGGCGACGGCUGGGGCGACGACGGCGCCGUCGAGGAUCCGCCGCCCACGCCCGCGCCGGCACCCGCCGCGCCGGCCGGCGAGGGCUGGGACGACGACGACGACCGGCCCGAGGCCCCAGGUCUCGUCGCGCGGAUGCUCGACGCGGAGAUAUCGCUGCCGUUCUUCCGGCGCGGCGGGAGUAACUAGAG
Molecule: messenger RNA, 1306 nt
Organism: Pelagomonas calceolata
Lineage: Eukaryota; Pelagophyceae; Pelagomonadales; Pelagomonadaceae
Source: the annotation of a GenBank genome assembly